Messenger RNA from Saccoglossus kowalevskii, 1121 nucleotides. RefSeq lists its product as uncharacterized. Lineage: Eukaryota; Metazoa; Hemichordata; Enteropneusta; Harrimaniidae. Gene Ontology annotation, molecular function: protein binding. The record is from RefSeq and is a predicted model, not a curated record.
UGAACAUGGCGGGAGUGAAAUGAAACUGUAUUUGAAAAGAACUUACACCCUAAAUGUCACAUAUUCCAUUCCUUAUUAUGACUACUGAUGUGCACUGUUGAAUCGAUGAAACAGCGUAAAGUCGUCGCUCUGCUCAAACUUAAAUGUUCUCGUAAAUUAUGUGUAUAUGUAGUAAACUAUUAUUGAAUGAAGUUAAUUUAAAUUGUCAGUUUGACUUUGACAGCACACGGACCGACCGAGGACACUACACAAUGUCUGCAUCAUUACUAAAUUGCAGUAGUCUCAUCCAAGCCAAGGCUAAUCAAUUGACAGUGCCCGAUCUUUCAGGGGAAGAUGACAAUGUCGUCUCUGCACAGUUCUCCCCGCUGUCUGGAAAUAAAAAUGCACAGUACUUUUGUGUGGAUAUAAAUCAAAUGGCUGAUGAUGCAUGUAUUGGAUUUGGAAUCAGUGAAGAGCCUGAGCUGAGGGAUGAGAGUGAUGAUGAAGAUGGGGAUGAUGGUAUAGCAAGAAGAUCAAAGAGAAGAGAGACUGAUGGAGUGGCUUAUUUCAGCGAUACAGGACAUAUUGUUAGCUGUCAACGUGUGCAUAACAGUUAUCACAGGGGAAAGUACAAGAAAGGUGCAUCAGUCGGUGUGUUCCCAGAGUAUGUAACGGACAAAAGAUCACUUGUGACGUUUUUCCGAGAUAACCGACCUUUGCACAGACAGUGGGUUUCAUUGGCACCAUCUUCACUACGUCCCACAUUAAACGCAUGGUGGGGGCCGAUAGAAGUAACAUUUCAAAAAGGUCCUGCCCCCCAACUUGAACAGGACAAUUUAUCCCAUUGGCUUUUAGACAAGACUUUACGUGUUAGUGACGACAGACAACUAUCGUUAAAUGAUGAUAUCAUGGUGGCGCCAAGUACAGCUAGGGCUCCUUGUCCAUUGAAUAAUGAGUAUUUUGAGAUCACGAUGGAAUCAGUCGGCCCUCUAUCAGCUGAGGACGUUCCUAUCUGCAUUGGUCUUACUUCAGCCGAGGUGUCAUCGCAUACCAUUCCAGGAACAGUGACAGAGUCAGUUGGUUACCAUGGUGAUGAGGGAAAAAUAUACAACAGCGAUGAUGACAUUGGUAAGUCUGUUUAG